Onychomys torridus (southern grasshopper mouse) is the source of this 325-nucleotide messenger RNA. RefSeq names its product ATP synthase membrane subunit e (gene Atp5me). Gene Ontology annotation, biological process: proton motive force-driven ATP synthesis. The record is from RefSeq and is a predicted model, not a curated record. Lineage: Eukaryota; Metazoa; Chordata; Mammalia; Rodentia; Cricetidae. The coding region runs from base 50 to 265 and encodes 71 amino acids. The transcript is spliced from 4 exons. Gene Ontology annotation, molecular function: proton transmembrane transporter activity.
CUGUGUCUUCCGCCUCAGUUGAGCUUCCGGCGCGAAGGUCACGGACAAGAUGGUUCCCCCAGUUCAGGUCUCUCCGCUCAUCAAGCUCUGCAGAUACUCAGCCCUGGUCCUCGGCAUGGCCUACGGCGCCAAGCGAUAUAGUUACCUAAAACCCCGGGCAGAGGAGGAGAGGAGGGUGGCAGCGGAGGAGAAGAAGAGACUAGAUGAGCUGAAACGGAUUGAGAGAGAACUGGCGGAAGCUCAAGAUGACAGCAUACUCAAGUGAAGCGCCAGUGAGCUUGCCUUUCCUUUAGUUGCUGAGGAUGAAUAAAGCUUUGUUGUGUGA